Malus domestica (apple) is the source of this 505-nucleotide messenger RNA. RefSeq names its product NADH dehydrogenase [ubiquinone] 1 beta subcomplex subunit 2. Gene Ontology annotation, cellular component: mitochondrial inner membrane. Lineage: Eukaryota; Viridiplantae; Streptophyta; Magnoliopsida; Rosales; Rosaceae. The record is from RefSeq and is a predicted model, not a curated record.
UGUUAUCGGGUCUGGAGCGCUCCUCAAUUGAGAGAGAUUUCAGAGUGUAGGGGUAGCUAGCUCAAAUAGAGACGGAGAAAGAGAGAGUUAUCGGCGAAGAUGGGAGGAGGACACGGAGAGGGCAUAACAUACAAGGGAAUCACGGUGCAUCAGCCAAAGCGGUGGCACACCCUCACCGGCAAAGGCAUGUGUGCUGUGAUGUGGUUUUGGGUACUGUACAGGGCCAAGAAGGAUGGUCCUGUAGUUUUGGGUUGGAGGCACCCCUGGGACGGCCACGAUGAUCAUCAUUAGGUACCGGGAUCCUGUGGAAGAGCCAAGAGUUGAUAACAUAAAGGGCUUAUUCGGCGGGAUACUAGUGAAAGCGUAAAUGGUGCAUCUUUCUUAAUUUCCGUUUAAUAAAGUGAUUGUGAAGAAAAAUAUUGUGAUGCGAAUGGUGUUGAUGACAUCAAACUCCGUUUCGGAAUGCUAAAUUUAUGAUGCUGGUAUUGUGGUACCUUUCUGUUCC